ACAGAGAGGGAGGAAAAGCGCACAGCAGCCUGACGGGAGAAAGGGACAGGAGGGCAGUCCGUGGAGGACAGUGCACGGAUCUAACAGAACCACGACCGGCGGGAUUGGAUCUCGGGAGUCUGAGCAUCGUCACCCUGCCGCGACGCCGCCCUCUCUCUCUGCUCGAGCCGAGGUGCGUGCGGCGCGCCUCCGGUGGCGCAUUCGCGCGUUCGUGUGGAGUGUCCGCGGUGCGCCGUACGCCGUGCCCGAUGCCGAGCGAUGGAGGCGGCGAGGCGGCGCUGCGCCAGUGCGAGCUCCUCCAGAACAUGAUCGACAUCUCGCUGUCUAGCCUGCAGGGCCUCCGCACCAAGUGCGCCGCCAGCAACGACCUCACGCAGCAUGAGAUCCGCACGCUGGAGGUGAAGCUCAUGAAGUACAUCUGCAAGCAGCUGCAGUGCAAGCUGAAGGUUCCAGAGACCGAGCGACCGCAGGCGCUGGACACGUACCCACGCCUGGGGGACUGGCUACGCACCAUCAGCCUGAGAUCCGAGCUCAUAGAGGUGUUGCCUGUGAAGUUGUCGUUGGAUGCCUUGUUGCAGAUGCCCGGUGCUCAGGUGCGAGAGACCAUGAGGAGCCUGGGAGCCACUGCGGAGGAGUGCGUUCGGCUCUGCACCGCCCUCACCUGCUUAAAGAGUGCCACCGAAUCAGGAGAGUGUAGUGAGGACGGUGGCUGCUGGUUUUCUGCACCCACUCGACGGGACAGCGGCGGUCUCACCCCAGCGGACCAGAUCCCUUUACUUGGAAGUCUAACACGCCCUCAUAGCCCCUCCCCACUUGCCCGGCCUCCAACCACGCCCACUACACCCACUGUGCCCAGCACACCCCUCGUCCCAUGCCUUCACUCGCGGCACCUUCCAACCAACCCCGAGGCCCACAUCUACCACGGCUACGCAGAGAGCUUGACAGACCCCAGUCCAUACUACUCGUCCUGGCCUGUCCGUGUUUAUGGACACUCCUCCACCCCACCCAUAACUCCGCCCUCAAAGCGAAGGCACCGCAUUAAGCCACCCUGCACGCCGCCACCACCAUCACGCAAGGUUCUCCACGUCCUGCCCAACAUCACCCUGACACGCAGCAAGAGCCACGAGAGCCAACUGGGCCACCGUAUCGAGGACAUACCCACCAGCAAGUGUGGAAAGAAAAAUAAGCUGUUCCUGAACGUCCAGAUUAACGGUAACGCUUGCGACGAUUUGCCGUCUCGCUCCCCGCUGCUUUCCACCCGUACACACGGUGCUGUGCCAGGUACUGACCCUUACACCCUGCCAGGGACACCAACGCUGCUGGAGGAACAUGGAGGCCUGAGGAAUAACAUCACAGUCCAUCGCAGCUCUCCGCAGGCAGUGAGGAGAGACAUCGGACUGGCUGUCACUCACAGGUUCUCCACCAAGUCGUGGCUCUCGCAGACGUGUCAAGUCUGCCAGAAGAACAUGAUCUUCGGCGUAAAAUGCAAACACUGUAGGUUAAAGUGUCACAAUAAAUGCACGAAAGAGGCUCCUCCCUGUCGAAUAUCAUUCCUCCCCAUCACAAAGAUCCGGAGGACGGAGUCCGUGCCGUCGGACAUCAACAACCCCGUGGAUCGGCCGGCCGACCCGCCGCAGUUUGGCACGUUACCAAAGGCAAUAACCAAGAAGGAUCAUCCUCCUGUGCUGAAUCAGCUGGACUCCAGCAGUAACCCGUCGUCCACAACGUCCUCCACGCCAUCAUCUCCUGCCCCGUUCCAGCAGAGUAACCCCCCUAGUGCCACCCCGCCCCCCAACCCUUCACCCAAAAACCACCGUGACAACCGCUUUAACUUUCCAGCUGCCUUCUACUUUCAGCAUAGACAGCAGUUUAUCUUCCCCGAUGUGUCCAGUUCCAACAACUUUCACCCAGAAGGUCUACCAGACACAGUGACUGAGACAGAACCAUCAGAGGAGGACGUUCACGCCGAGGAGGCUGAGAACGAAGACGGAGAGGAGGAAGAUGUAGAUGAGGAGGAACAAGACGAUGCGAGCGCAGAGGAGGACGACGUGAAGGAGGAGCCCGAGGAGGAGGAAGAGGAGGAAGAGGAAGAAGAGGAGGUGAGCUUUGAAGAGUCAAACGGAGGCUCGGAUGGUGAAGGAGACGGAGAUGAGCUGGAUGAUCUGCCCAGUGCGAGAGGCCGUGGACCGUGGAAGGGUCCUGUCUCACGCAAGGCCAGUCAGACCAGCGUCUACCUGCAGGAGUGGGACAUUCCUUUUGAGCAGCUCGACCUGGGCGAGCUGAUCGGAAAGGGCCGUUGGGGACGGGUACACCGGGGCCGCUGGCACGGCGAGGUGGCCAUCCGCCUGCUCGAGAUUGAUGGCAACAAUCAGGACCACCUCAAACUUUUCAAGAAGGAGGUGAUGAACUACAGACAGACGCGGCAUGAGAACGUGGUGCUGUUCAUGGGGGCCUGCAUGGCACCUCCACACCUCGCCAUCAUCACCAGCUUCUGCAAAGGCCGGACGUUGUACUCCGUUGUGAGAGACAUGAAGAACACACUAGACAUUAACAAGACGAGACAGAUUGCCCAGGAGAUCGUGAAGGGAAUGGGUUACCUGCACGCGAAAGGCAUCGUUCACAAGGACCUAAAAUCGAAGAACGUCUUUCAUGACACCAAUAAAGUGGUAAUUGCUGACUUUGGUCUUUUUGGGAUCUCAGGAGUGGUUCAGGAAGGAAGGCGAGAGAACGAGCUGAAACUUCCCCACGGCUGGAUUUGUUAUCUGGCUCCGGAGAUUGUGCGUAAGAUGAGCCCCGGCAACAAUGAGGAUCGCUUGCCCUUUUCCAAUGCAGCUGACGUGUACGCGUUUGGCACUAUUUGGUACGAGCUGCAAGCGAGGGACUGGCCCAUCACCAACCAGCCAGCAGAGGCCACCAUCUGGCAGGUGGGCAGCGGAGAGGGCAUCAAGAACGUGCUGGCAGAGAUCAGCCUGGGCAAAGAAGUCACGGAGAUCCUGUCAGCCUGCUGGGCUUACGACCUGCGCGAGAGGCCCACGUUCACGCAGCUGGCCGACAUGCUGGAGAAGCUGCCCAAGCUCAACCGCAGGCUUUCGCACCCUGGACACUUCUGGAAAUCCGCAGAAAACUACACUAACGUCUGACAUCGUUUUGUUAUUAAUUAACGUCCUUUUCCCUUCUUCUGUUUUGCCUGUUAACAUCCUAACCUCUUGCUUUUCUCUCUUCUGUCUAACUUUCCUUUUUGCCGGCCUUUAGGUUGUAGCCGAAACACUAAAGCAAUGAAAACUAAAAGCCCCGGAUUUGCCUUGCAUGCGUCCUGAAAUACAGAACUGCGUGAACUCUGAGCAGAAUCGUGACCUGCUCCUGCUCCUGCUCCCGACGUUCAACCGUGUGAUCUUCCACCUUUGCUUGCUGUCCUCGGAGUGGAGCGCACUUUGACAAUGCACGGAUACCGAGUGACUCUUGUCUCCACCCGUUACUGAUUAUCCCCUUUGGAGUGAUGCUCUAUCAGCCUCUUUCUUCACUCUCUCCUCUCAGCGUCUUGGCCGAAUUUGGUCUUGUGAGAUGUAGCGUUUGCCCGGUGGAAUUUUUUUCGCCCUCUCGUGGCAGCCUGUCCUUCCUGUUUUGUUUUUUUUGUUUUGUUUUUUUUGUGUGCUAGGAAACAUCUUGACUUCUUCUCCCUUGUGACUGAAUGCACCGCACCCUUUCCUCCUUCUUCCUACACUUGUUUUUUUUUGGGAUCUCCUUCAACGAUGUGCACUAUUGCUUCUCAUACACAGACUCACUGGUCACGCUCUUUCUGCACAGAACGACUGUAUAAGCUGUCACACACUUCACAGUGUCCUGGUGCCUGAUGACUCAUCAACACCAAAUGACUUUUAAAGAAACAGGGCGGCCAAAGAUAUAUUUUUAAUCACUCUUACUCAGAAUGUAGCCCAUCAACGUAAACACGUUGGCGCUGGCACUAGUUAGGAAAGCAAAUAAUCUCUAUUAUGUCGUUGUGUGGACUGCUUGCCUAAAUCAUCUUGACUUCUCACCUCAGGAGAUAUUGUUAGCUAAAAAAAAAAGAUAUUACAUAGAAAUUUUUAUUACCAUUCAAUUCACAAUCAUCUAAUGAACAAGAACGCAAAUGUUGACGCGUUAAGCUUAAAAUUAGUAAGACAUGCUGGCGACUUGUAUAAAUCUCACAUCGAAAGUGAUACAGCGAUAUGUUCAGAAUGUGAUUAUGUAUUUAGCAGAGCUGAAGAAGUUGCUAAGCCACAGAGGGGAAGGAUUGUUGCAGAGUCUAAUGCAAAAAAAGUAAAACAGUCGCUAGAUAUGCUAGAAGUUACGUAGUAAAAAUGACCAUAGCUGCUCCAUCUCUAAAAAAAAUGUUUAAUUAGCCAAAAACGACCUUGUUUUAAAAGCAAACGUGCUAAUAUAAUGCUAUGAGGUAUGUUAGUUAGUAGUAUCAUACAAUUAGUAACAGAAAGACAGAACAUGAGUUUUCUUUAUGUACAAAGUUUUCUAUAGCUAACCAGCUACAUUAAAAGUUCAGAUGAGCUUCUAUUAACCAUUAAUAUUGAUAUAUAUUAAAACAUAUAUAAAACCAUGCUAGGGGGCACGGUGGUUUAGUAGUUAGCACGUUCGCCUCACACCUCCAGGGUUGGGGGUUCGAUUCCCGCCUCCGCCUUGUGUGUGUGGAGUUUGCAUGUUCUCCCCGUGCCUCGGGGGUUUCCUCCGGGUACUCCGGUUUCCUCCCCCGGUCCAAAGACAUGCAUGGUAGGUUGAUUGGCAUCUCUGGAAAAUUGUCCGUAGUGUGUGAGUAUGAGAGAGUGUGUGUGUGUGUGUGCCCUGCGAUGGGUUGGCACUCCGUCCAGGGUGUAUCCUGCCUUGAUGCCCGAUGACGCCUGAGCACAGGCUCCCCGUGACCCGAGGUAGUUCGGAUAAGCGGUAGAAAAUGAAUGAAUGAAUAAAACCAUGCCAACGUCUUGUGCUGGCUAGCUAAAUUUCUGCUAGCAAUGCUGCUAUUGCUGUUUAUAACAGCUAGACUAGACAUCCAGACAGACAUCUUAUCUUGAUACAAAGAUAAAAAAUAAAUAUUCUUAUGUCAUUUAUUUUAUUUUAAUCAAGCUUAUGUUCAGUACAAAAGGCUAAUCCUAGCUAGCUACAUUAGGAGCCACUUCAAAUGCUUAAUUGUCGUUGUUAAAAUAGUAAAAGUAUAAACUAAAGCUAUGAUUUUAGAAGUUACUAUGCUAACAACUAGUGUAGGUUAUAACUUCUCUAAACACUUCAACGCUAUUCGUAGAAUUGACCUUUAGAUAGAUUGACAGAUACCACUGUUGCUUAUAGACUAUAAAAAGGUUUCAGAUAUAUUUUUAAGGUAAAUGUAUUUAAAUCGAAUGUUUUGAUAAAGAAAAAUGAUUUGCAGAAUCCUGAAGUAAAGCUAGCUAGUUUCAGUAGAUUUUCCUGUUAAAAAUAGACUUAAACUCGCUUAAUGACGUGUUCAGCUGCUAAAAUAGUUUACAUCAGUUUAUACAUAAGCAUGCUGUGAGCAUACUAGUAGGAAAUGCUAGUUACUUGUAAUGCUAGCAAUGAAUAAUCUACAGGUGGUAAGAAAAGGUUUUGUUUAAUUCAAAAUACUAAACCAGCUAGAUACAUUAAAAGCUACACUCAGAUGUAUUCAGUAAAAUAGUGAAACUAAUUACAAUCUACGUUUUGGUUCAACAAGUAGAAAAUGUGAACAAACAAACUAGCUAGCUGUUAGCUUUGCUAGCGCCACUGUUGCUGCUCGGUAUCAAGAUCAGCGGCUCCAAGAUAGCUGCUUUAUUAUUCAUUCUGUUCAGAAAUUCAGAAAAUGCUUUUUAACCCAACAGUUUUACGUGAGGAUGUGAUUUUAUUUUUUAAUCGUGACAUUUUCAAGAUGCUGACCUUGGUUUUUUAACAAUAUUAGCUGCAUAGCUUUCGGUGAAAUGAUAACGAUCAAGCUUGACACACCGGACUUGUCUUUGUUGACUAGGUACAUUUAGAUUAGGAAGGAAAUAAAAGGGUGUAAAUUUGUAUUUUUGGCUGAACUGUUUGUUUAAAAGUAACAAGGAUUAAGAGGAAAUAAGAAAUGCCGGACGAAGCUAUGCUGGUUGGUGCGAACAGAGUCGUGGCCUUCGAGUCAGGGCAAUAAAGUGAAGUGUUUUUGCUUCUGUAUACUCGAGUGUGACAUCGAGCCAAAGAGAAGCUCUGCUGUUUUUUUUUUCUUUUUUAUUUCUUUCUAUUUUUAUUUCCUCCACAUGUAGCGUAACAUGUUCAAUAGUCAUAGGAAGCAGUGACACGGCCAUGUUUCAUCGAGCUAGUGAUCGUUACCUCUUGUAAUGUGUGUGUGUGUGUGUGUGUGUGUGUGUGCGUGUCAGGAAUAAUAUGAAGUAAGAAUAAAAGCCUGGAGUGUAUUGUACUUUGGAAAAUACCGAUGACUUGUAAGAUAUACGUGUAUUAAAAAUGUAUUUAUUGUACAGCGAAUGAAUCUAAUUCUUUUCAUAUUUAUAUGGACGUUUUAUAAAUAUUAAUAUAUACUGUACUACAUUUUGGAAUAUGUAUUGCUCCCCUGUUCCAGAUGUAUAUAUGUCUAUAUUUUUUCAUGUAAAAAAAAAAUGCUGUAAAAUAGUUGUACAUUUUUUUUUUUUUUUUCUUUUUCUUAUUAUUUUUUUUAGAAUGGGUCGAUACAUGUUCUGUCAUGUACAAAUACAUAUUUUUGUAUUGCAUGUGGCUAUUAUUCUGUAAAUGAUCCACUUUUUCUUUUGUUUUCCUCUUUGAGAAACAAUAAAGCUGUGCUCGCAUUUCUAAA
Molecule: messenger RNA, 6811 nt
Organism: Tachysurus vachellii
Lineage: Eukaryota; Metazoa; Chordata; Actinopteri; Siluriformes; Bagridae
Gene: ksr1a
Product: kinase suppressor of ras 1a
Exons: 20
Coding region: 249-3140 (963 amino acids)
Biological process (GO): protein phosphorylation
Molecular function (GO): ATP binding; protein kinase activity
Source: RefSeq, a predicted model, not a curated record